AUGGUGGAGUUGCAAUCUCCGCACCUACAUCCGUCACCACUGCUGCCGCCGCAGGUACCAAGACUCACUACUGCUCCGGGCUGCCUCCAGAAUGUCCGGCCGCCGGAGGCCGAGCACGGAGACGGCACUCCGGAUUUGAACGGCAGGAAUAGGGUUCGGCAGGUGAGCACUCGGCACUUGACUACACAGCACCUCGCGGAGGAGCAAGAGUCGCCGUACACCGCGCGGUCAGGCCAGUCCGGCGGCCUGGAGGCCAGCGGCCUCCGCUUCCGUGGGGGGUCUAAUACCGCUGUUUCGGUGGCUCAGAGGGCGGCGCAGGUGGUCGCAACCCCUCAGUCGCCUGCUCGACCCACGGCGCCGCCCGACAAGGGAGGGAACGGCGUGAUUCUUUACCCGGACGGGUCGGCGUACGCUGGCCGCGUGGUGGCGGGAAAGCGACACGGGCGGGGUACGUUUAUCCACGAGGCGACGGACGUGCAGUACGACGGCGAAUGGUUCGAGGAUCUGUGGGACGGCGAGGGCCGGCUGUACAGUGUCCGCGACAUGACCGUACUGCACGGUCUCUGGAGCCGCGGCGAGUUGCUCGACCAGGGCAUCCGUCGCGACCUCGCCUGCGGUUGCACCUGGGCUGAGGAGUACUGCCGCGGUGUUCUCGUCAACCACGCACUGGUCGCCGUCCAGGGGGAAGCCGACGCCGACGACAGCUCUUCGGAGUCUUCCAGUCGCGACACCCGCCUCCCCGAACCGCAAUCUGUCCGCCACCGUACUGGUUCCCGCCUGGGGUCCGGCCCGGGCUCCGGCUGCUGCCAGCACCAGGUCGUGAGCCCGAAUCCCGGCUCUGUCCUGCACCCAGCCGCACUCCCAAAACACGGCUCCGCCCAAUACCUCAGCUCCGGAGACCCGAACUUUAACACGUAUCCCGGCUCCGGCUCCUCCGCCGCCAAGUUCGUCAGCACCGUAGAGGGCACCGCCGCGCCGACGAACGGCUACGGACCCAUCUUCGCCAACCUGGACGGCAAGGGCGGAGGUAUCUCGCGGCUUUUUCCCUCGCGCUACUCCGACACCCAAGACAGUGGGUCACAAGCCCGAGGGUCGCAAGCCCGAGGGUCGCAGGACCGAAGGUCUGGUCAAGAGAGCUGGGGUUCAGGUGAAGAGGACCGCGGUACACAAAAGCGGGAGCCGGGUGCAGAAGACCGCGGAAGAGACUCUGUUUCGCAAGACCUUCCGUCACAGGGCGACCAGGCCGGAUCGAGUGCUUUCGGUCGUUUCUCUCAGAACGCCCAGGAUGGUCGGAAGAUUCCGCCGGGUCGUGAGCGCCGGGGGGUCUUCCGGUCGCAGAACUUUCUCUGUUACACGCGUAUGAGUCAGAGCGAGGGCGACUCGCUCGAGCCCGGGGGGGUGUCCCCCGCGCGCGCGGGUGCACACACGUGUGCAGGGCACGCGUGUUCGGGGCAAGGAAGCAGUCUCUCAGUCCAGCAGUGCGCGACCGCGGCGGGUACGACGACGGCGGCGGGUGCGACGACUGCGGCGGAUGCGACGACCGUGGCGGGUGCGACGACCGCGGCGGGUGCGACGACCGCGGCGGGUGCGACGACCGCGGCGGGUGUGACGACCUCGGCGGCAGUGUGUCCGUGCCAGAUGGACGCGAAGAGCUUCUCCAAGUGGCUCAAGAGUUUCCGGCCGUGCAGCCGCGAGGUCGUUGCCUACAUGGCGGCGCGCAAGUGGACCUGGCGCGACAUGGAACGCGCACUGGCUGAGCCCCGCGGCCGACGACCAGCAACCAACGCGAGACGGAGAGAUCCACCGCGCAAAAAGCAGGUGGUUUUCCGUGCCAGCAGCAAAGAGCCGAACAGCAAAGACAAGAGCAACAAAGACCGUGCGUCGGACUUGGUUGCAAGCGGAAGCAAAGAAGCCAGCGGCCAAGCUUUGGCGCCCGUGAGCUCGGCCAUGAAGGCGGUAGGCAACUUGUUGAGAGUCGUUCUCUCUGCCGGACUCCCCUCCGGCCUGCCGAAGCGGGUAAAUUUCCCAACAGGGCUGCCAAGACACAAGUCUCCAGUUUCGUCGUUGAGCUACGACAGCCGCGUCGUGAACUUCACCGCAGCCUCCCGCGCAGCCACGUCUUCGGCGGACAGCGGCCGAACCAGCCGCUGGUCAACCGGGGCCGCUGGGGCCACGGCCACUGGGGCGACGGCCACUGGAACAAACUGCCUAGGGACUAAGGCGUCUGAGACCAACACUAGACUGCUUUCGGCCAAGACCCACACCAGCGUCGCUGAGCCUGGCGAUGGGAACCGGAGUCAAGAUCGAGCGCUCGCUGAGUCGGCGGUGUCUUCGUCCUCGUCUUCUGCGAGUAGCGCGAAGACGGACGAGUUAUUACCGAGUCCUGGUUUGCCGUUGGGUAUCCGCUUGGAAUUAGAACAACUACGUGACCAGAUUCGACGGUGCGGUGCGGUCCCGUUGGAGGGAAGUGGCUGUAAGUUAUCUGGUUGUAAGUUAUCCGGUUGUAAGUUAUUUGGUUGUGGGCUACCGAGUGAGAGUUUCACUUCGAUCAGUUCAUUGGUACGGGAAUUUCUGAUACCUAUAGAGGAGUUGAAGUUUGAGGCGUUGUUGCCAGGUGCUACGAGCUCAACAUAUCGAGGUUCAUGGUUGGGCAAGACAGUUGCCAUUAAGGUUUUUACGGGCAAGCUGAUUGAUAGUCAUGCUUGGGUACAGUAUUGCAAGAUGCUAGCCGCACUGGCACACCCCAACCUGAUCCAAGUGCUAGGCGUUGCUAUGAAACCCCCCUUCCUAUGGUGCGUUGUGAGCGAGUAUCUUCACAAAGGCUCUCUCGCCAACCUCUUUCGCCAACCUCAAAGUCGCGACAUGCCCUGGGGCCCAGGACGCAAUAACGAAUGUAUCAUCUUUUGGCAACGAGACCACCCCGACAGGGGUUCCCCGCGGUUGCUCGACCGCGAGGGAGGAAGCGGCGCCGAACCCGGUGGUGGCACCGCCCCGAGCGAAGGCGCUGGCUCCUCCCCCGGCGUAGUCGGUAACGGAGUUGCAGCUGGAAGUGGCGUGGGAAGCCGCAUUGGCACUGGCCGUCGUCGAAGGUCCGGGUACCUGCCUUCCUUGUUUUGGGGGCCUCGCACCAGUGCCACGUCCCGGACGGUGCCCAUACAGAACAUCUGUUCUGGCGCGUCGAUGCCUCUAACCUUUUGCGAGGCCGAUCCCUGGCGCGAAGACUUGUCGGUACUCGCGGCGGGUGGGCUCUCAACGGCCAAUGCCUGCUGCCACCGAGACUACCACCUCGACCUUCUCAUACGGCUCUUGCUCAAGAAGAAGACGCCCCUCCCCCCACCGACGGUCCCGUUAGUCCCGUCGGUUAAGCCGUCCAUGGGCUUCUGCGUCUCGCCUGUACCAAUACUCACCAAACCAUUUCUCGGCCCGAGGCAGACCGCUCCAGGUCACGGUCAGGCCGCCCCCCCAGGGCCCUCGGGUCCUCCAAGACAGGCGGCUCCCCUAGGGCAGGCUCCAGGUCGUUUGAACACAGGUAGCCAGCAGGUACUUAAUGAGCACCGCAGGAUAAAGUCUCUGCCGCCCGCAGCGCAAGCGCCCGCAAAAACCUCCGUGGCCUCUUUGAACUUGGAUACUUGCGAUAUCAUGCUUAUUUUAAAGUACACUCUACAGGGUCUUAUCUACCUACAGAGGACCGCAGGACGAGACGACCCGCAAGCCGGAGUCUCCUGCCACGGGAACAUAAAGCCCAGCAACAUACUGCUCACCGACCAGCAUGAAGCAAAGCUCGGCGAUUACUGCGAAUACAUGAUUGAACGCGCUUUCCAGCCCGUAGUCCUGGAUUUGGACGAAUCGGUACCGUGUCCCAAAUGUGCGCUACAAACACGCACACUUCAGCUCGUGCCUACGGUUCAAAAACGGGAAAGUAUACAUUUUCUAGCUCCGGAAUUUUUGAGGAAACCGAUCAUCUGCAAGAGUAACACUGUCGAAGCAGACAUCUACUCAUUCGGGCUGACAACAGCAGCUGUUCUUUUGAAGAAAAUUCCAUACCCGCAAUUGAGUCCUACGCAGAUCCGAGUGGUUCGCGGAUUCAGCGAUGUCGCGCCCGAAAUCAUCCAAGACUUGGAUAACGGUUGGGAACCGAUAAAGUCUACCAUCAUACAGUGCAUCCAGCAGGACCCGUCAAGAAGAUGUUCCUGGAAAGUUAUCUGUAACCUUCUUCUACACUAUAAGCAUACGGCCUCAGCCAUUGCAGAAAACGCUCUUAUUUCCUUCCUCACGGGAAACGAAUGA
Gregarina niphandrodes is the source of this 4287-nucleotide messenger RNA. RefSeq names its product protein kinase domain protein. The transcript has a single exon. The coding region runs from base 1 to 4287 and encodes 1428 amino acids. Gene Ontology annotation, biological process: protein phosphorylation. The record is from RefSeq and is a predicted model, not a curated record. Gene Ontology annotation, molecular function: ATP binding; protein kinase activity. NCBI's taxonomy places the organism in Eukaryota, Apicomplexa, Conoidasida, Eugregarinorida, Gregarinidae.